AUGGGCCUCUUCUCCAAAAAAUCCAAAGACACCACCGGCACCGACGACGCCAACCGCGCCGCCCUCUUCGGCGGCCGCAAGGCCUCCCCCGCCCCCUCCGCGGCCCCCUCCACAACCAGCGGUAAACAAAACCCCUACGGCGCCCCCUCGCCGGCCCCCUCCUCCUCCUCCGGAGGCUACGGCGGCUACGGCGCCCCCCCACAGCAGCAGCAGCAGCAGCAGCAACCAGGCGGCUACGGGGGCUACGGCCGCUCCGAUUCCACCAGCACCUUCGACUCCAACCGCGACCAGCUCUUUGGCGGCGCGCAGCAGCGCCAGCAGCAGCACCAGCCCCCACCAUACGGCUCUGCCCCCGCCGGCGGCCCCUCCGCAAACGAGAAGGGCGCCUACGGCAGCAGCAGCUCCGGUGGCUACGGCGGCAGCUCCAGCAGCGGCGGCUACGGCAGCAGCAGCAGCUAUGGCCAGACCACCGGCGGCGACAGCUACAACUCCGCCCGCCAGCUGACCGCCGAGGAAGAAGAAGAAGAGGACGUCAACGCCGUCAAGCAGCAGAUCCGCUUCACGAAGCAGGAGUCUGUCGCGUCGACGCGCAACGCGCUCCGCGUGGCCGCGCAGGCCGAGGAGACGGGGCGCACCACGCUGGGCCGCCUCGGCGCGCAGGGCGAGCGGCUGCACAACACCGAGAAGAACCUCGACGUUGCGGCGAGCCACAACCGCAUCGCCGAGCAGAAGGCGCGCGAGCUCAAGACGCUCAACGGGAGCAUGUUUGCCGUGCACGUGUCCAACCCGUUCAACUCGACGAAGCGCGCGCAGGAGGAGGAGCGGCGCAUCUUGGAGCGCCACCAGAGCGACCGCGAGGAGAGGGACAAGACGAGGCAGUUUGGGUUUGAGAGCCGCAACCAUGUGGGCAAGGCGCUGGGAGGCAGUGGCGCGGGGGGGCCAGGGAAGAUGCCGGGCAAGAUGAGCCUGGCGGAGAGGAGCAAGUAUCAGUUUGAGGGCGACGAGAGCGAUGAUGAGAAGGAGAGGGAGAUUGAGAACAAUCUGGACGCGCUGGGCUCCGUCACGGGACGCUUGAGGAAUCUGGCGAUGGCCACGAGCCAGGAGGUGGAUAGGCAGAAUGCGCAGAUUGAUAAGAUCAUAAAGAAGAGCGACCGCGUCGACGACCAGAUCGCCGUCACCCACAACAGGAUCAAGAACAUCCACUAG
Morchella sextelata is the source of this 1206-nucleotide messenger RNA. RefSeq lists its product as uncharacterized. Gene Ontology annotation, biological process: vesicle fusion; exocytosis. The transcript is spliced from 2 exons. NCBI's taxonomy places the organism in Eukaryota, Fungi, Ascomycota, Pezizomycetes, Pezizales, Morchellaceae. Bases 1 to 1206 code for a protein of 401 amino acids. Gene Ontology annotation, cellular component: SNARE complex; plasma membrane. The record is from RefSeq and is a predicted model, not a curated record. Gene Ontology annotation, molecular function: SNAP receptor activity; syntaxin binding.